AGUUUAAUAGGUUUGAAGCCAUUCAUCGAUGUUCUUUACGGCCGUCUGUCUUUCGAAAGCUUCGCGGCGAGCUUUGACGCCCAAGCGGGGGAACAAGGACUUCUAUAAAGGAACUAGACAAGCCUUUCUCCCUGGUGGACACCGCACAGGUGCCCCAGGAAAACAUGUCAUCCGUGGCGCGUCGAAGUACCGUUUACUGGACGAGAAAGUGAGGGUGUUCGUCGCGCCAAGCAUAGAGGAAAUCAAGAAAAGCGAGCUGAAGCCAUACGUUGGGAAGGAUGUUAAACUCACAAUGGUACAGAAGAGGGAGCUGUGGAAUAUCAUGCCAAAGUCACCAGCGUCGUCGCAGUCCGCUCCAUCUAGCUGAGCGAACAACUUUUUAUUAUAGUAUUCGACUCUAUUGUACUAUAUCAUAGAACAUAAUGUCAUGCAUACCUCCUAUUGUAGCAGGAGCGGGAAGGGAGUGGGUGCCAGGGUGUAGGUAGCGGUCUUCGUACCAUACCAAAUAUUCCUGAUUUAUUGCACCCUCCAGACUCUGCCAUGGCAUGCCCGGAUUGUCUUUCAGCGUAAUCCUCAGAUCUGGUUCAUCAAUAUCAAGACAGUAGAUCCAAGCCGACCUUCUCAAGCCCAAUGCCCAGUGUCUAGAGCUGGGUCUGUAAUAAAC
This is a messenger RNA of Suillus subalutaceus, 664 nucleotides long. RefSeq lists its product as uncharacterized. The record is from RefSeq and is a predicted model, not a curated record. The transcript has 3 exons. Gene Ontology annotation, molecular function: structural constituent of ribosome. Lineage: Eukaryota; Fungi; Basidiomycota; Agaricomycetes; Boletales; Suillaceae. The coding region runs from base 29 to 367 and encodes 112 amino acids. Gene Ontology annotation, cellular component: mitochondrial large ribosomal subunit.